This is a messenger RNA of Anastrepha obliqua, 2767 nucleotides long. RefSeq names its product repressor of RNA polymerase III transcription MAF1 homolog (gene Maf1). The transcript is spliced from 3 exons. Gene Ontology annotation, biological process: negative regulation of transcription by RNA polymerase III. Bases 992 to 1681 code for a protein of 229 amino acids. Gene Ontology annotation, cellular component: nucleus. Lineage: Eukaryota; Metazoa; Arthropoda; Insecta; Diptera; Tephritidae. Gene Ontology annotation, molecular function: RNA polymerase III core binding. The record is from RefSeq and is a predicted model, not a curated record.
ACAAACGAAUAAUUUGCGUACAAUUUGACUAAUUACAUACUUGAAGGAUUCUUGAUUCUGUUUUCUAAUUAGCAAAGAAAAUUUGUUUGUUCAAAUAACUCAAUGUGGAAAGUUGGAAAAAAGAUUAUUAAAACUUUAUAAAAAAGUUACAUUAUAGAAUUUUAAAAUUUCUGGUUAUAUAUUCGUGCCUAGUAAUGUCCGUGUCAAUGUUAUUCGCAAAAAUGAGUGAUUCAGGUGACUUUGAACAUUUAUAGAAUAAGUGGAAACGGGACGAAGGAAAGAGUUCAACUUUUUAAUAGGUCGAAAAUUGCCUAUUGGAAAAGCAGUGUACACAUAGAGCAACAUACAAAGCAUACCAAUAGUAUACAACAAAGAGCAUUGUACGCCAUUUUGAAUAAUUGGCCCUUUGCUUAACAAUUUGUUUAAUUUUAUUUGUGAACAAUUAAAAUAUCCGUAGUGCCGUAAUUCAAACAUAAUUAUAUAAUAUACCUAUAUACAAAAAUAUAUGUGUGGAUUGGUCUACAUAUAAAUAGAAUAAAGACAUUUCGUUGCUCAAAGUGUAAUGUUUACUAAGCAGUGUGAUCACAUUAAAUUGUAUAACACAAAAGUAAAGCGCGUUAUUGUUAAAAAGAGACUAAUUGUUCAUCCAUCUACGAUGUUUAAAAACACGUUCAUAUGUGAAAAUUCGAUUACGGCAAUGAUAGUAUACAUAAAUCAGCCAUUGGUAAACGCAUUCAGAGCCCGAAUUACUAGCAUACCGGCGAGAAUAAGAGUUUGUGUUUAGAUUGACCAUUGCAAAGUCAUUGCGUGAGUCGCCAGCGUAAUUAGGCUUAUAAGUUAUAUGCAUCGUUAAACUAAAAGAUUUUAAAACGGUAUAUAAAUCGUGAAGCCUUCAGGAUCCAAACAAAUUCAUUUGAUACUACAAAAUAGAAACGGCCACAAACACCAUUGAUAUAACUUGCAGCUGAGGGAAACACAAGAUCUUUGCAAAAUGAAACUGCUGGAAAGCUCGCGUUUUGAGGCAAUUAAUAAUGCACUGUCUAUACAAACUGGAGGAAGUACGAUUUUUGGUCGUAUUGAGAGCUAUUCAUGCAAAAUGGUAGCCGCAGAUAAAGCUCUCUAUAAAAGAUUCACCGCUGACACACACGGUGUUGGGCCACAUGAUUUACAGGCGCUUUCACCACCACAAACUUUGGCGGAUCUUUCACCAAACUUCCACCGAAAUAACAGCCAAUCUGGAGAUGAAGGAAUAAUACUUUGCGAUACAAUUUCGCGCAAGACACUUUUUUACUUGAUCGCAACUUUGAAUGCUUCAUUUGAACCAGAUUAUGAUUUUUCUGAUGCAAAGUCUCAUGAAUUUAGCAAAGAGCCUUCACUACAGUGGGUUAUGAAUUCGGUUCAUUCAAAUUUGUCGGCUUUAGCUGGGGAUCAGUACCAAGUGUUGCGUCAACCGUUAUGGACUGCUGUGGAUGAUGAAAUUAACCUAUCUGAUUGUGACAUUUAUAGCUACAAUCCCGACUUAAGUUCUGAUCCGUUUGGAGAGCCUGGUUGUUUGUGGUCUUUCAAUUACUUCUUUUAUAAUAAAAAGUUGAAACGCAUCGUCUUCUUCACAUGCCGCGCAGUAAAUUCAAUUUAUGCUGGGGAAACAUCCGAUUUUUCCAUGGAAGACGAUGUCUAUUAAAUUCUAUGCGAAAUUGGUGCACUAUAAAAUAGAAUUAACAUACGGUACCAUCAGUUUAAAUAACCCAAUAUAUAAAGCUAUGAACCGAAUAAUUAGAAACACUACGUGUUAGCUGGAAAUAAUAUAAAAAUACUUCUCAAUUGCUUUAUCUCUUAAAAAGGUUAGAACAAAAAAAAAAUAGAUAAUCACAUAUCGGGUCUUUGAGAACCAUUUGAUAUGCGUAUUCAGAUCCUGGAAGGUUAAUAAAACAUUGUAUUUCGAUAUCGUAUCUUUUAAAGUAUAUUUCUUGGCAUAAAGGCAGGUGAGAGCUGCGAUGUGAGAAUUUGUGCCUUUAAAUAUACACGAUGCCAAUAGUUUAGUUUAAACCAUUGAAAUCAAAAUGUAUAUUCAAGUAUUUCAACAAGAUGAAAUUAAUUUUUUUUUUUUUGAUUGGACAAAAUCCCAGAUAGAUAUUAGAGAAAAUCUAAUUUUUAUUGAAUUUUCUAAUAUUGAAACACUAUAAUUGUUGUUCAGAAAAAGCGUAACUUUGAAGUUUAAACUCGUGUAAUGCAAUGCAAAUUAAUGUAUUGACAAGCAAAUAAAAUUUGCUAUGGAUUUUUAAAGGUAAAAUUUUAGUUUUUGGAUCCACGUAUAGAUGAUAGCGGGGAGUUGCUGAAGGAAGGGGCGAGUUCUCCCAAAUUUAAGAAUUCCAGCUGCGGGAUUCAUAUAGCUUUGAACGAUUUGUUAUAAUUUGAAAAAUUGAAAAAAAAAAAUUUGAUACGCUCCUCUAAUAUAGAACUGUACUUAAGACGAGAUUUUUACUAAGUAUAUAGAUAUACUAGUGAGAACUCCCCCUUCCUCCUAUACCCUUACUGUCGUUUACGUUGGUCCAUUAACUAAGUCUCGCCCUUUUUAAAGGUAUUGUCCUUUUAGCAAUAAGAUUAUAUAUUAUAUUUUCUAAUAUUACUCUUAAACAUAAGAAAUACCAUCGUUUCAAACAUGCGUUUUAAGUCUUUAUAAUUCAAUAUCCACUUUGAACUCAGACAAAUAUGUAAUUCUAGUAUUUAAAAAUAAAAAAUAAUAAAAAGCAGACUUGAAUAAAUUGCA